This is a messenger RNA of Neltuma alba, 1950 nucleotides long. RefSeq names its product probable ADP-ribosylation factor GTPase-activating protein AGD14. The record is from RefSeq and is a predicted model, not a curated record. The transcript has 12 exons. Lineage: Eukaryota; Viridiplantae; Streptophyta; Magnoliopsida; Fabales; Fabaceae. The coding region runs from base 1 to 1950 and encodes 649 amino acids. Gene Ontology annotation, molecular function: GTPase activator activity.
AUGGACUCGUUCAAUUUGUGGCAAAAGAGGCGAAGUGCUAGGCUCGGCAUUGUUUUUGCUAGACAUAGGUCUAGUUUUUACUUCAAGGGUGGUGGAUAUUCCCGUAGUGAACUUCAACCAGGAGUGCUGAGAGCAGUGAGGCAGAUGUGCAUGAAAUGCAGACGAGAGUUUAACCACCGAGUAAAAUCAGUAUCAAUGGCUAAAUUUUCUGCAGAAGAAGUCACUGCUCUUCAGGCAGGCGGCAAUGAAAAAGCAAAGCAGAAAUAUUUUAAAGACUGGGAUCCUCAUCGUCAUUCUUAUCCCGAUACCAAUAACAUACCAAGACUUCGCGAUUUUAUCAAGUCAGUCUACGUGGAUAGAAGAUUCACCGGUGAAAGGACCCAAGAUAAUCUUCCCAGAGUCAGAUUGAAUGACAAGGAGGAUUCCUACAAUAUCAGGAAGCUCAGUUUUUCCCGAAGCGAACGUUAUGAAGAUAGAAAUGAUAUGCGUAGUCCUAGUUCACGAAACGAGGACAGGAGUUUCAAGUAUUAUUAUGAGGACAGAAGAAGUCCUAUAGCCUCGAGGAAUGGGAACCACAGAAGAAAUCCUGUGAAAAUCGAGGUUGUUGAUGAUAGGUUCCGAGACAAUGAAUCUAGAAGUCGCAGGUUUUCAAGCACAGAAUCAAAGGAAACAGCGGUUUCACCUGAAGUACAGAAGCAUGUGGACAGAGGGAAGAAGGGUGCACCUGCCGGUGGAGAGGGAUCCGUUAAGGAGAAUCCUGCUGAACAGGAAAACCCAGAAACCCAGACUUUGACUGUCGUCACAUCACGGGUUUCUGAUUCUGCAACUGCACCGGAAGCUCAGUCUACAUCUCAAUCAAAUGAUGGAAGUGACUGGGCACCGUUUGAAACUUCCCUUGCAAAGGAGGCUUCUCAAACCCCAAACACACAUACCUCGAAGUGUUCUACAACAGAGACAGCAACUAAACCUUUAGAUGCUAUAGAAUUUUUAGUCUCUGAAUUGUCUGGUCCGUUGUAUGCAACAGCCAGUAGUUUGUCUGAUGUUCGCACUGCUGAUAAUGAUACUCCAACUGCAAGAGUAGAAGAUAUCUCCGUGGAUGUGGAUUUAGCACCGCCGACGUCAGCAGGCCAGAUAACCCCACUUCCCAACAACAUUGGUGUUUGCUCGGUUACAUCAACCAGUGAUUCUGAUCUGACGCAACCCUCAAUAGCUGGUAGCUCAGCGACACAACCAAUGAGUCCGUCAGUCAGAGAUGUCCCUUCGCUUAAUCAGCCAGAAGUUGAUCCUAAAGCGCAGGACCUUUCAAACUCUCUUAUGGAACUAUCUCUUGAACCCGCAUCAAAACCUGCUCAAGGCACCAGAUCUGAUGUCAGAUCCCAUCCUAGGAUAACCCAAACCAAGUCUAUUGGAAGAAAGGAACUUCCAGCGAAUCUCUUUACUACUAGCUACUUACCAGGCCCUGCACCGCAAGCAGGCUGGCAGAAUUUUCAGCCUCAUUGUAUGGGAUACGGCUUGCAGUAUUAUUCUAAUGCAGCACCAGUCUCGGCAUUUCCCACUGCAACAAAGUCCACGAACCCAUUUGAUGCAACUGAGGGGAGACCUCGAGUCCUUGCAUCUGCAUUUCCUACCAUGGCAAAUUUGCGUGGUGCACAAACUGCUAUGCCAACUGGAGCAGGAUUAGUGCGCGCUUCAAGCGUGGGGGCUUUAGGGUCGAUGGUACCUCAAUCCCCAAAUUAUGCAUCUUCAGUGCCUCCGCAAUCUCCCUUCACUCCUGGAUUUCCUUCUGGCGCAUACUUUGAGCAAGUUAACAAUAAUAUGCAAACUGCCAGGCCUCGAAGGGCUGGCAGCUUCAAUGGUGAAACAGCCUUCCAACAUUCAACUGGAGGAUAUAUGGCUCCCGGCUACUCUCUCAAUUCUUUUCCGAAGACAGGAGGAAAUCCAUUUGGAUAG